This is a messenger RNA of Venturia canescens, 6990 nucleotides long. RefSeq names its product serine/arginine repetitive matrix protein 1-like. The coding region runs from base 321 to 3236 and encodes 971 amino acids. NCBI's taxonomy places the organism in Eukaryota, Metazoa, Arthropoda, Insecta, Hymenoptera, Ichneumonidae. The record is from RefSeq and is a predicted model, not a curated record. The transcript is spliced from 7 exons.
AACUUCUCGCCACUGAACUACUCCACUUCAAUGCUUCUCGCAGUUGGCCGUCUUUGUAGAAUCAAACAACUAGCGAACUCGCUCGCUCAUUUUCCAAACGCCAUUUUUAUUUACGUACGGAUUUUGCAAGGGGGUGGGGGUCCAAGAAGAAGAAGAACAAGAACUUUCCACGCAGCAUUUACAAUUUAAUCCGAAAAAAGAAUUUAUAUCAUCACGAAAUUUGUGUGCUAUACACGAUGUAAAUCGAGACACUAAAACAUUGUGUGUGUCGUGUUAAAGUGAAAUGUAAUAUUCUUUCGCGUCUUCGUAAACUCUCAUUAAUGCAUUCGUUAAACAAUCGUGGUGUUCACAGCGAAAAUCUGCGAGUUUUACCAAACUGCGCUCCAAAAAAAAUGGAUUAUCGCCAAAAGAUGGUUGUAUCAAAUCCCCAAAUAUUGAAACACGAGGACGAAGAUGACGAAGAUUUGGAAACUUUGAGAUUAGCAGCACUUAAGUCGCUAGGAGCCAAACACACGCCUCAAAAUACUCAACAAUCGAUUUUGUUGUCACAACAAGUUAAAUCCAGAGUUCCGUAUCCUUCUUGUCAGCCUCACAAUCUCCAAAGACAAGUCAAGAGAGGAUACUACCAAAAUAGGGCUCCAAGGCAAAAUGGGAACACGUACUACCCAAGCAGAGUUAAUCAGAAUUUAAUCGAAAUAAUUCCUGUCGAAGAGGAAGAAACGUCUGGAAAUGAUUUACUUCGGUCUUAUUCAAAAGGAAUGAAGUUGGAUCCGGAGGAAGAUAGCCGAGGUGAUUCAAAGUUUUAUCGCUACAAAGAUGCGCCAAGUGGUUCCGAGGACGAGGAUAUUAAGGAACCGAACCGUAAUUUGGCAGCGUCACAAUCCUCGGAAAAAAGCGAGCGAUUAGAAAAAAGUGGAGGCGACGAGAGUGGAACGGAGCGAGAAGUUCAGAGUGGAGUCGAGGAAAGUCCGCGCGAUGAUACGGGUCAGGAGAGAAAUUCGAGCGAAGUUUUGCGGCAAAAGGCAGAAGAGGAGGAAGUAGAAGAAGAGAUCGAGGAAGAAGAAGAAGAGAUCGAGGAAGAGGAGGAGGAAGAGGAGGAGCAAGAAGAAGAGGAGGAGGAAGAAGAGGAAAAGCCUUCGAACGACGACGACGACGACGUCCUGUUGAUGGCGGAUCUCGAAGAGGAGGACAGUCUAGAGCGAUUGAUGGACGAGAUGGAGCGUGAGAUGAACACGAUUUACGAGAACAAAGCGCAAAAGCCUGUGAAAAAGGAGUCUAAAGAGUCGAAAAAAUCAAGCGAAACGCCGAAAGUGCGCAACCGGAAGUCUCGCGUAGAGCGUGAAACCGAAAGAAACGGCGUGACGAGUAGCUUGGUAUCGAGCUCGAGUAAUUUACAGACAUUGACGAAAAACGAGCGGAGGUCAGUGUCGCCGCGGGCCCCCAACAGAACGUCACAGAAACGGCGUUCGCUCUCACCGAAGCCGCGUUUGCGGAAAAAGUCGCCUAGAAGAUCACCCAGAAGAUCACCACCGCGAAUAUCUAAGAAAAACUUCAGAGAAGCGCCACGAAUGAGAUCGCCGCGAAAACUGUCGCCACCUUCGUCAAGAUUCUCACCCAGGCCCAGCGCCAGAUCACCGAGCAACCGAUCACCUCCUACUAGAAAAUUAUCGCCCAGGGUACGAUCGCCUCAUUCGAGAUCCCCGAGGAUUCGGAGAUCUCGCUCGCCUCGAUUAAUUUCACGCUCAAAAUCUCCAGUUUCUAGGAUCGUGAGGUCCCCCAAGCGCUCAAACCGUUCGAGAUCACCGAGGACCAUGAGAUCCAGGUCACCCAGAGCAAGGACGCCGAGAUCCAAGUCCCCGAGGGGUAAUUCACCGGUACGAACGGGUUCCCCGAGAUGUCGAUCGCCCAGAGUAUCACCCAGAAACAUAAUCACCCCGCCGCGUCUGAGGUCACCGAAGAUGUCGUCCCCGGAGAGGCGGAGAGGUUCGCCGCCCCCGAGAUUACGCUCACCGAUACGUCACUCGCCGCACAGAUCACCCUGGUCCUCGCCUCGUAACUCUCCGCGUCUCUCGCCUCGGAGGAGGAGAUCGCCCAAAGAAACGACGAGGAAACCACGCCACAGAUCCAUUACACCGGAGGAAACAGCCAACGUGAAUUACAAACGCGAAACUGCGUCUCCGCUGCGAAAAAAUUUGCCCUCUUCACCGGACAAUACUCGAUCGAAGCCCAAAUCGAAGGAUUCGCUUGUUUCGACGAGCAGUGGCUCCAAGGACAACACCGAAACCACCAACGACCCUGUACUGGAGGCGAGACGACGAAAGUUCGAGAGCACCAAACCCAUCGAUCCAAUCAAUGACAAUAAAAAAAUAAAACUCGGCAAGAGAGACUGCCCGAGCAAAGCUCGAGUCAACCCAACCGAAGAAACUGUCCAACAAAGCGUCGAGUCACCGAAAUUCCGUAAAACUCAUAAAAUCAUCGAGGACGAUUAUUCCGAUAUCGCUGAACCGGAUUUGUGCCUGACCGACGAUUACGUUUACGACGUUCUCGAGGACGUCGUCAGCGACGAGUCUUCCUCUCGCAACACCCUUGAAAUGUGCAUCGAAAUGUUGCCCGUUAAAGUCGAAAAGGAAAGAUCGAAGAAAAAAAGAAAACGGGAUAAGGAAAUUUAUCAAGUUGGCAAGCUCAAAGGCGAGUUGCCCCUUUCCGAACGCAUCGGGAAAGAGAAAAAAUGUAAAAAAAGGAAAGACCGAGUACCGACUCCGGUCGAGAGCUCCCCCGAGCAAGAAACCAUCGUAGAAGAUUUGCCCGUCGACGAGGAAGAAGCCGAUUUGCGAACAGAGCUCAGCCGUCGCAGAGCCGAACGGCUCAACCGAGCUGCUCCCAUUCAAUCCGCUCGACUUUUACAAUCGGCUUUCAAAGGCGUCGUCAACGAAGUGGCAAAAACCAACGCGAAAGUCAUACAGCGACACAUCGCCAAAGUCGAUGACAAAAAGAACAACAAAAAGGAAAUCAGGCGAGUCACCGUACUUCAUAGAACAGUCGCCGAUUUACCAGAUUCCGAGGACGAAGCGACAGUCGAUUCCAAGGUUCCGAUAAGAUUCAGAUUGGGGAUAAACAAACCAUCGCAGGAGAACAGCAGGGAGUCGAAGCAGGCAAGGAAAACUUCCAAGAGACAAGGUCGCAAGGUAAAGCAUAAAAAUAAUAUGUCAUUAACCGAUCAAGAGCGAAAAAAUUAGUGCGUAAUUAUACAUAAAUCCCUGGCCCUUCGCAGUGGAACUGUACAUAAAUGAUACGUCACACUGGUUCAGUGUGCGGUGCCUCGACCACGAUCAUGUUCGUACAAGCGGCUUACGAAAUUAUGUUUCUUUGUUUUUUUCUAUUUUCUCAGUGAUUCGGUGCGGAACUCACUGAAUGAAUGACCGCGCUGUGACGCGAUUGUUCAAUGAUCGCGAGCGUUGAGAAAUGUUAUCUAGUGAAAAUAACAAACGCAUCGUCAAUAUAUAUAACUCGAGAAUAAUACAAAUUUUUUUGUCUCUCAUAGAACAUUUACCAUUGAAAAUAAUGUUUGAAGUUAAGAGAGCUCUUCAAAGAAUUAUUUCCCGUCGAAUCAUCAACGAUUGUGCAAGUUUAUUACUAUCAUCGAUUCUUUUCCGUUAAUAAGCUAACGGCAUCAUUUUAUUUUCACAAUAACGCGAUCGAGUACUUUGACAGAUUUGCAUGUUUGACGUAUCCGCGAGAAGAGAGAGAGAUGCGCGUGUCCUUUUCUCGUAUUAUUAUUUCAAUAUUUCAAUAUGGGAUUAACGAGACAUUGAAAGAGCCGACGAAGCAUCGCAUAGUCUUCGAUUAGCUGUGUCAUUAAAUACGAAACCCAAGAUUCGUCUCACCCUGAAAUAUUUAACCGAGCAAUGCAACCAUGUGCCUUCGAGAUCGUUGCAACUGUCACAGACUAUUUCGGACGUCAAUCGUCCUCGGAAAACAAAGAGCAAAAUAUAAACGGCAAAAGGUACAGGAAGCGGGCCAAUGAAAUGAAUAUUACCUGAUUAUACCGAUAGAAGAAUUAUCGAGAUAAAUUAACGCCGAUUAUCUUCGGGGAUGCUGAACAUCGCCGGAUUCCUCGAUUAUUUCGAGUCUCUCGCGAUGUGUCACUCAAUUGAAAAAAAAGUAGUUAUCUCGACAGUUUUUUGAUGAAUCUCAUCGUCGAGCGCUCGGAGUCGACUGCAAACUCAGUAGCGAAGCACCUCGGAAAGCCAGUAUUUGAAAAGUCUGUCAUUACCAACUCCGGCGUAUCAAACAUUUUUUAUAAAUCAUCACAAUAACGCGAGGCAUAAUAAUGGAGCUUGAUGAGUCUUGCCAAAAUCUCGAGAUCCCUAAAAUAAUAGUAGCUACGUUCCUCUCGAUGAAAUAAGCAUGCAUCGAGCUUCGAAAUAAAAAUGAAUAUAUUUCUCUUUUGUUCAGGCCUAGAGUUAAAACAUGUCCCAUUGAAUCGAUUACGUAUUUGUGCGAAGAAGAAGAGAAACUCUAAGAAAUAAAAAGCGCGAGCUCGUUCGGAGCUGGAAAACGCUUGUAACGCGAGGAAGCAUAAUUUUUUUGUUUUUAUUCUUUUGUUUUUUCUUCAUUGUCGACUCGAAUCUUAGGCGUAAAAAAAAUUGUAGAACUCGUUUUAUUUUAAUUCUUCGUAUAAACAAUUGUAUCUAAUUAUUUAUUAUAAUUCAUCGCUUAGAGCUCUUGGUUAUGUAAAAUUGUAAUGAAAAGAAAUAAGCAACAACUGCAACACGCAAGUAAGAAAGAAAAAAGAUAUGAAUUUUGUGAAAUACGUGUAAAUAAUUUUCAUCACUCGCUCACUAAAUAAACAAAAAAGGAAAAUUUUAGUUAUAAAUUAUCUCCCGGAGAUAUACCCUUUACGCACCCGUUAUAAUAGGAUAUUUCAUUUAAGAUAUUGUACAAAUCAACAAUAACAAUUUGUAUAUAUUCAUAGUAUUUUUUAAUGUGCGGACCUGUAUGAGCGAUCUUUUUGUACAAAAAAUCAAGAAAUGUUUUGUAAAUGGAGUUUAUAGAACGUUUGAAUGUAACUAGACUUGAAACCGACUAUAUUUAAGAUUUGUUCUCAAGAUUAUCGGUCACUUUUAACAACGUUAUUCAAUCGCUUGUAGUUUUAAACCAAUCAAAUCCCAAACGAAUUGCGAACUCUCCAAUUACAAUGCGGUUUAUGCGUCCUUAAGGGUGUACUGGCUAUGAAACACUCUGUCCCGAAAUUUUGUUCUGCCUCCCAGUUUAUUCUCUUCAUCGAGCAUUGGUCUUAUAAAAUGUUUCCCCAUUUUUUUGUUAUUCCCUCAGCCUGAACGGUUAGGAAUAUUUGAAGCUUUACGGAAUUGAAAAAUUCCAAAAAUUUUUUAAGUUGCAGCAUUUAGAGGAUAAAAACUUUUAUUUUCUUUAUUUUUUACAUUUUUACAUUCUUUACAUUGUUUUAAUGAAGUUUUUGGAAUUUCAAAUAUGACGCAAUUUAAAAAAAAAAAAAACAAAAUUCUUAUUGCUAAACUCGAAAAUUUGUAUGCAAUAAAAUUUUCACUGGGAACCAUGUAAAACUGAGCCUCAGACCCAAAAAAAUGUCGCUUGUAUCAAUGACGCAGCAUUUGAAGAUAUUGAAUCUUGCAUAAAUCCCAGAAAAUAAUAAUUAUUAUUCAGACACGUGAAUUCGAACGAAAAUUGAUUUGUUUUAUGAUUGAAUUGAAGCAUCAGCAAUUUGAACGUUUUUAAGUAUUAAAAUCAUUCGAUAUUUUGCAGAAUAUCGGCCAAAUCACUCAACGAGUUCGAAUGAUUGGAACGAUUUGAAUAUUUGAAGAGUUGCGAGUAUUAAAAAAUUCUUGCAACGAUAAUUUUUAAUUCAUACCAUGCAAUUAGAGAAUCAAUUAAUUCAUCAAUUCAUUUAAAUUCAAGUCCAGAGAAAUUUGAUUAAUUUUAUUGUUAAGUACAUUCUCCGUACUGAUUUUGCUUCAAGCGUAAUUACGAAAGCUGCAGCGCCAUUGUGUUGCGAGUUGCGACGAUAAAAAAAAACUUUCGUAGUCCCGAAGAGACAUAAACAUUGUAAAGCCUAGUCAAAGAUUGAACUCAGCACGUUUAAAGUCUAUUGUAAAUUCGAUUACUGAAACGUGCGAAAUGAUUAUUCCUUCAUAGUUGUUCUCGAAUCAACGCCAGUGCAUCCCUACGAUGUGAACCUUUAGGAGGAAAAUGGACGCUCAACAGUAUUUUGUGAAGGUCGAAAAAUGAGAAAAAAUGGCGUUACUUUCCUGUCAAAUGUAAUGCUCCAUGUUCCUCCUCGCUGAUUUGUGAAAUUUAUUCCGGAGCAACCCCACCGACGUUCGACCGAGUGUUUCGAAAUAUUUUUGUCUUUUUUUUUCUCCUUUUGUAACUCGAGUGGGAAAGAAAUAGAAUUCUGUGGUAUUCUGUGAUAGAAAUACGUCGCGAUUGUUUUAUUUUUUUUUUAGGAUUUUAUUGCCGACGAUAUUUACGAUUAAUUUACCUCAAUCGACUUCUGCCACUGUGGUAAAUGCCUAUGAUCCGUUUUCUCGAGGUCAUUCGGAAAAAAAGUCCCGACAAGCUCCCAGCCCCGAACUCGUUUUCGUCACGAGGAACCGUUAAGUUUUUUUUCUUCCAACGUCACUCGAGCCACGGAUCGAUAGGUUUUUUGUCACAAAGAUUGUUAACUUAGCGUACGUUCCAAAAAAUAUUUUAUACACGAAAAAACUGUAUUUAUACGAAAAAGAAAACCAAACACUUUUUUCCUCUUUGUUCAACCACGUCCGAUUGCGGAUACGAGACUCGGUACCGAGAAAUAAUCGACGCGAAUUUUAACACACAAAACAAAGACGCGCGAUCGCUUACGUCGCACGUUAUACAGAAAAAAAAACGAAUACAAACAAAAAAUCAACUUAACCAAUUCUCUCAUUUCAGAAAAAAUAAACAAACGAUUAAUAAAGAAUAUUUUUUUAAAUA